Messenger RNA from Penaeus vannamei (Pacific white shrimp), 2277 nucleotides. Lineage: Eukaryota; Metazoa; Arthropoda; Malacostraca; Decapoda; Penaeidae. The record is from RefSeq and is a predicted model, not a curated record.
GCCACAGCAUCCAGGAGUCUCUUACCACGAGGUCCUUCAGCUCCGAGUUCUUUCGUAUACAGUUCCUUGUUCUGUUGAACAGAACACCAAAUUUUGGCCUUUCUGGUGAUGGUGAGAGGGAGGGCGCCCCGACGCACUCUGCUGCUGCUCUUACUCGGCGCCUUCGCGGUCCACUUCGCCUCGGCCCUUCAGCAUGACCUCGCUCCUCCGACUGGCCCCAGCCUUCGCCGAUCAACACUGGCAAGCUCUCACCCACUGAAGAACAAUGAAGGGAAGGCCAACGUUUUGGUCGAUGGCAGACCCGAAGACCCAGUAUCGGUUGCUGUUGGGCAGAGGAACCGUGACGUGAACGCACGUCGACUGCUGAGACGUAGCACCUCAGUGAUUCCUGGUACUCGUCGUCUCGAUAAGCAUUCUGACGAAAGGCGCAGUGAUUCUCAACGCACCGGUGAACGUCUAGACGCUCGAUGGGUUGGAGAACGACGUCGAGACACCUCACAAGUUGAAGAACAUCGUCUAAGCACUCGCCAGCAUUUGGACACUCGGCGUGCUGAAGAUAUACGGCUUGGCGCUCGCCAUGUCAAGGAACAGCGUCUCGACACUCGACGACAUCCAGAUGUUCGAACUACUGAAGAACGACGCCUAGAUAGUCGUCGCGUUGCAGAUCGACGUUUGGACACUAGACACUUCGGUGGUUCAUCUUCUAAUCCUGAAACACGCCAGCUUGGGUUUUUGACAAGGAGACUUUCAUAUUAUAGAGAUUCUGCUAAAAGUUCCAGAGAGGCAGUCUCAAGGGAACUGCAUCAUGUAGAUCGACGUUUGAGUUCUAGAAGAGCUGAAGAAAGAUAUUUAGCUUCCAGGGCCUCUGAAGAACGUUUGAAUCCCAGGAGAGAUUCUGAAGAACGACGUCUCGGUUCCAGGAGAGCCUCUGACGAACGCUUAGAUUCAAGGAAAGCCUCUGAAGAACGGCGUCUAGAUUCCAGGAGAGCUGAAGAACGACGUCUGGAUUCCAGGAGAGCCUCUGAGGAACGUUUCGAUUCCAGGAGAGCUGAAGAACGACGUCUGGAUUCCAAGAGAGCCUCUGAGAAAAGUCUCGAUUCCAGGAGAGCUGAAGAACGACGUCUCGAUUCCAGGAGGGCUGAAGAACGACGUCUGGAUUCCAGGAGGGCUUCUGAGGAACGUCUGGAUUCCAGAAGGGCUUCUGAAGAACGUGUAGAUUCCAGGAGAGCUGAAGAACGACGUAUGGAUUCCAGAAGGGCUUCUGAGGAACGUCGUAUGGAUUCCAGGAGAGCCUCUCAGGAACGUCUGGAUUCCAGGAGAGCUGAAGAACGUCGUAUGGAUUCGAGAAGGGCUUCUGAGGAACGUCGUAUGGAUUCCAGGAGAACUGAGGAACGUCUCGAUUCCAGGAGAGCUGAAGAACGCCGCAUGGAUUCCAGGAAGGCUUCUGAGGAACGUCUGGAUUCCAGAAGGGCUUCUGAAGAACGUCGUAUGGAUUCCAGGAGAGCUGAAGAACGUCGUAUGGAUUCCAGAACUUCUGAGGAACGUCUCGAUUCCAGGAGAGCUGAAGAAAGACGUCUGGAUUCCAGGAAGGCUUCUGAGGAACGUCUGGAUUCCAGAAGGGCUUCUGAAGAACGUCGUAUGGAUUCCAGGAGAGCUGAAGAACGUCGCAUGGAUUCCAGGAGAGCUUCUGAGGAACGUCUCGAUUCCAGGAGAGCUGAAGAAAGACGUCUGGAUUCCAGGAGGGCUUCUGAAGAACGUCGUAUGGAUUCCAGGAGAGCUGAAGAACGUCGUAUGGAUUCCAGGAGAGCUGAAGAACGUCGUAUGGAUUCCAGGAGAGCUGAAGAACGUCGUAUGGAUUCCAGGAGAACUUCUGAGGAACGUCUCGAUUCCAGGAGAGCUGAAGAAAGACGUCUGGAUUCCAGGAGGGCUUCUGAGGAACGUCUGGAUUCCAGGAGAGCUUCUGAGGAACGUCUGGAUUCCAGAAGGGCUUCUGAAGAACGUCGUAUGGAUUCCAGGAGAGCUGAAGAACGUCGUAUGGAUUCCAGGAGAGCUGAAGAACGUCGUAUGGAUUCCAGAACUUCUGAGGAACGCCUCGAUUCCAGGAGAGCUGAAGAAAGACGUCUGGAUUCCAGGAUGGCUUCUGAGGAACGUCUGGAUUCCAGGAGGGCUUCUGAGGAACGUCUGGAUUCCAGGAGAGCUGAAGAACGACGUCUGGAUUCCAGAAGGGCUUCUGAAGAACGUCGUAUGGAUUCCAGGAGAGCUGAAGAAGAUUCGUCG